AUGUAUCAACCUGAAUCUGCGGCGUACAUACCUCUCUCGACGGGAUACGGUAAUUCACACGGACUCGCCGACUACACAUUCGAACAGACGACAAUAGGUGGUGGAAGUGGUGGUGGUGGUGUUGGUGGUGGUUAUGUUGGUGCUCUCGGGGGUCUUGGUGGUCUUGAAGGAGGUGGAGGCGGCAGUGGUUCAGGUGGAUACACGGUCGGGGGCGGCCCGGGAGCGGCCGCUACAGCAGCAGGCGCCGCCGCUGGGUCAGCAUCAAUAGUUCCUGGGACCGCAGGGGCAAUCUUUGGCCCAGGUUCAGGUCCCAGCAUCAGCAGCAACACCGUCGGCGUGGGCCCCGCUUCUGGACCCUUAUACACCCACGCCAACUCGUUCCAUCAUUCAUCCCAUCAUCACUCCUCACAUUCGUUACCACUGCACCACGGCAAUCACGGCGCCGGCCACAACCAGCACCAACACCACCAACAGUCGCACAGCCCACUUUCAUACGUCUCGCAUUCGCUCUCUCCCAGUGCUGGCGGCAGCACCAACCCCUCCUCGCCAGCUUCCAUCUCACAAUUUCCCCCACAACACCAAAUCCAACAACAACACCAGCAACACCAUCACCAACGUCAUCAUCAUCAACAACAACAAGAACAACAGCAACAACAAUACCAGCACUCUCAAUUCGAUUCUCAAAUACCGCGGUACCAACCAUCGUCGGCUAUCCAUCAACACCACAUCAAAAUGGAAGCAACCGGCGACGAUCAUAGCGACCUGGCCGCAGCCCAAGGGUACCAGGAGUACCAGCCUGAGCUCAAUGGUCCUAAUGUUAGCGACAAAUUGCCAAGCACAGCCAUUACAGAAGAAUAUGCCAAGGCCGAUCCCGUCUACGUUCAGAAAACGAGGACACUCCCACAGACAUAUUCCCAUUACCGUCCGAUGUUGGGGGACGGCAACUGCGGCUGGAGAGCAAUUGGCUUUGGCUACUUCGAGACCCUGAUCAGGCUCGGCAACAAGGCUCAGGUGGACGCGGAGAAGCAGCGUCUAGAAGGUCUUAAUGACUACAUCCAGCACCACGACAAGUUUGCCAACCCGGAUGACGCCUUGAAAGAAGUUGUGGACACCUUCAACGACGUGGGCGUCUCAAACGGUAUCAUCUAUCACCUUCGCCUGCUCGCAAGUUCCUGGCUCAAAGAAAAUCGCGCCGCUCACGAGGCCUUCAUCACCACGGACGGCGGCAGUCUUGACAAGUACUGUCAGCGUGUUAUCGAGGUAUACAAUGUCGAGAUUGAGCAACUGGGCUUGCAGGCACUAGUCAAUGUGCUGCUGAAGCCCAUCGGUUUCUUCUUGAAGAUCGCUUAUCUGGAUCGCAGCGCCGGCUCUGAGGUCAACACUUACACCUUCCCAGAAGAAGUCGCCAGCCAGACAUCUCCCCUCGAUCCCGUCAUCUGCCUACUUUAUCGGCCCGACCACUAUGAUAUACUUUACCCCGUGGACCCAACACCACCGCCUGCGACUACGAACAUCCAUGUUUUCCGAGCCACCAUCCCCCAGUACGAAAUCACACCCGCGGCCCCAUUCACGGCGGCUGGAGACUACGGUCUCCUUGCGGGAAUACCAGGCUUCAGCUCCUCUCCCUCGCCACUCGGGGCAUUGGGCGUUGGACUUGGAUCGCCGCUUGCGCCUUUCACCCAGGCCCCGACACAAUCUUGGAUGUCUGCCCCUUUCGGAACGGAACCGCUCCAACCAGUUGCCGCCUCCCUGCCAAUCGCCGCAACGGCCCCUCCUCCGCCACCACCACAGCAGACGCAUCCGUUGCGAUUUAGCGAAUACUGCCAGAUGCCCGAGUAUGUGGAAAACGACACGUGGCGCGAACCGACGUUCCAGACAUCGACAUUUAAGAACAGUCACUUCAACGUCGCGCAUUACAACAACCCCAACUUCCAACCAGAGGAGUAUAAACCGGAAAAUGACGAGUACGACCCACCACCAAGGAGUGGGCGGAAGAGAGGGAGUGUAUAG
Messenger RNA from Sordaria macrospora k-hell, 2010 nucleotides. NCBI's taxonomy places the organism in Eukaryota, Fungi, Ascomycota, Sordariomycetes, Sordariales, Sordariaceae. The record is from RefSeq and is a predicted model, not a curated record.